AUGGGUCAGCUGGACUCCCUGCCUCGAGAACUUGUAUACCUGAUACUCGAAUACUGCCAAUUUGAUGAUUGCAAGAACUUGCGAGCGACCUGCAAAUAUCUCAGUGGUCUCACCAAUCCACGAAUAUUCCGAACUUAUCGCAUUGCUUUCUUCCAAUCGCACCUCGACAGAUUUGUGGAGUUGUCAUCGAAACCAGAAAUCGCAAGAUGCAUCAAGCGUCUAGUCUUUGUGGGCGAUGUGAUACCACAGAUUGACUGGGUAGGCACAUUUGAGGGUCUGAUCGAUAUGCGUGAACCUUGGUCGUCUUAUUCGAAGAAUUAUAUCGAGGAGCGCAUAUCUGAGGACACAUCACGUACGGAAAGUCGGCUGUCCUCGGAUGACGAGUACGACUAUCGCAUGCGGAUCUUGACUGAAAGGCAGGAUCUACGUCAGGCGGCGUACAAGGAGUAUGACAAUAUGCCCAAGCACACUCUCGGUCCCGAACAAGUACAAUACCACUUCAACCAGUAUCAGGAGUAUCGGCAGCAACAGCUCGAUUGGGGCCCCAAUGGUUUGUUUCUAGACGCCUUGUCACGUCUUCCGAAUCUUGUCUCCGCUGAGAAUGCGAAGCACGGAUUCGCUGACAAUCAUCUUCAUUUUCCUUGGAGUAGGAUCGAGAAGGACAUCGUCAUUAACCCCAACAAUUGGAUGCAACUUCACGCUGUUGAGGUCGAUGACGAGGAAGAAGUACAGGUUGUGGAUGUGCUCAAGUAUCCCAUUCAUAUGAAGCACGCGGAUUGUCUUCUGGCUGCGGUCAAGCACCGGGCGACAACCACAAAUGGGUCACCUCUCGGAAACUUGCGUCUUGUCAACGUGGGCGGACAACCAUUCCUCGACAUGAGCGAGCAUUAUGCUCUGCCGAGUGAGCCAAACUCUAGUCCAAUCAUACACGAAACGAGAGACACACUGCCUCAAAGGAUUAUCGACGACAAUAUCCAGGGCCUUUCGCAUCUCGAAAGUCUAGAGUUGGAUGUUAGCUACUGUGUACCCUCAACCUCCAGACUCACUGGCGUCACGCAGACAUGGCAAACUAAGCAACUCUUCCAAGAGAUUCACGCAAUCCUGAUAGCAGCAACGAAGACCUUGAAGGUUCUGAAGCUCCAUUGUCGUGACGAUGAAGGCAGCUGGGCUCUAGAAGAACAUCCCAUGGAUGCUGGAGACGACACGAUAGGCCGUCUGGAAAUCCCCACGUUGCCACACUUGGAGUUUUUACGUCUGAGUUGUACCGCGACUGAACGCAGUUUGACCAACUUCCUGCGGACGCAAUCGAAAACAUUGCGCAGUCUUGAGAUUGUGGAUUGUGACAUGAGCGCCGGCAGUUGGAACUCAGUCUUGCGUCAGGUACCAGAAAUUUUCGAAGCCGGUCUGCAACGCAUAUACCUGGAAGGACUGCACGACGAAGACUACCCGAGAGACUCGGGAGACGAAGCUUUGUUUGAAGACGGCUUGGAUGUCGGGCAAGGUGCACACCCUCAUGAUCGUGCGAUUCUCAGGUACCUGCUUCAUGGUGGGGAGAUGCCGGAGCUGGACUUCAACUCUUGGUAUGAGCGUAAUCGCGAGCUUGCUGAUCGAGGUAUCACCGAGUGGGAAGAUGAGCUCCUCGAUUCAGAAAUACCGUAG
This is a messenger RNA of Aureobasidium subglaciale EXF-2481, 1659 nucleotides long. RefSeq lists its product as uncharacterized. The transcript is spliced from 2 exons. The record is from RefSeq and is a predicted model, not a curated record. The coding region runs from base 1 to 1659 and encodes 552 amino acids. NCBI's taxonomy places the organism in Eukaryota, Fungi, Ascomycota, Dothideomycetes, Dothideales, Saccotheciaceae. Gene Ontology annotation, molecular function: protein binding.